Messenger RNA from Synchytrium microbalum, 825 nucleotides. RefSeq lists its product as uncharacterized. The record is from RefSeq and is a predicted model, not a curated record. The coding region runs from base 1 to 825 and encodes 274 amino acids. Lineage: Eukaryota; Fungi; Chytridiomycota; Chytridiomycetes; Synchytriales; Synchytriaceae. Gene Ontology annotation, cellular component: COP9 signalosome. The transcript is spliced from 4 exons.
AUGGCCGAAUCAGUGCUCGUAGCCAGCACAGCACACAAAUUAGAGCAAUUCCUGCUGCUGUCCAAGUCAGCCAAAGGAGCCGGAUGUGCUAAAUUGAUCAAUGAUGCUCUUGCAGCUCCUGGAGUUUAUGUCUUUGGUGAAUUGCUAGAAAUGCAGAAUGUUAAAGAGUUGAGCGCUCUACCUGAUUUCGAGCCACAUUAUCGAUUAUUGUCCAUCUUUGCGUACGGAACAUAUCAAGACUACAAAGAGAACGCUGCAACACUACCACCAUUGACUCCUACACAAGUGAAGAAGCUCAAGCACCUAUCACUCGUCACAUUGUCUGAACGCACUCGAUCAUUGAACUACUCAUCCCUCCAAACAUACCUCGACAUGCCCAACGUCCGAGAACUAGAAGACCUCAUCAUCGACGCAAUCUACAACGACGUCAUAAAAGGAAAACUCGAUCAAAAAAAGGAAGCCCUCGAAGUCGAAUACGCCAUGGGUCGUGACCUCCGUCCAAACCAAUCGACACUCUUACUCUCGGUGCUCUCAAACUGGAUUGCGACAUCAGAAGGUCUGCUUACAGCACUAGACAACAAGAUGAAUAGCAUAAAUAAGGAAGGACGAGAGUAUAUGAAUGAACGAGAAGAGUGGGACAAGAAGGUGGAUGUUAUGAAGAGUGAGUUGAAGGCUGCUGGACCGCCCAAGAGGGGAGAUGAGUUUGAUGGAUUCAAGUUUGAUGGUGGUGUGGAUCGUGAUCGAGGCAGGGGAGGAGAUUAUGGGGGGAUGGAUUUCAUGCCUGAGGAGAGUGGGAGGAGGGCAACUGGCAAGAGGUAUGUGUGA